Molecule: messenger RNA, 3644 nt
Organism: Pleuronectes platessa (European plaice)
Lineage: Eukaryota; Metazoa; Chordata; Actinopteri; Pleuronectiformes; Pleuronectidae
Gene: kdsr
Product: 3-ketodihydrosphingosine reductase
Exons: 10
Coding region: 107-1186 (359 amino acids)
Biological process (GO): sphingolipid biosynthetic process
Cellular component (GO): endoplasmic reticulum membrane
Molecular function (GO): 3-dehydrosphinganine reductase activity
Source: RefSeq, a predicted model, not a curated record
GUUCCCCCGCCCUCUCGGUUCCAGCGGCGCCGCGCAGCAGCGUUAUCAGACCUCGGAGGCUGGCCCGCUACUUAGCAAACAAGCUAGCGUUUGCCAGAGUCCACCCAUGUCCUCUGAGGAAGGGUUGAGCUCCACGAUCGCCGACUGGCUCUACAUCAACUCCUGGUGGCUCCUCCUGCCGUUCAUCAUGCUGCUCGUGGUCGCUGCCUUCAUCGUGGCCUUCGUGCUGCUGCUGUACAUGAUCUCUCCCCUGAUCAGCCCCAAACCUCUGAAACUGAAUGGGGCCCACGUCGUGGUGACAGGAGGCUCGAGUGGGAUUGGGAAAGCCAUUGCAAUCGAGUGCUACAGGCAAGGAGCAUUCAUCACUCUGGUGGCACGAGACGAGGCUAAACUCGUUCAAGCUAAAAAAGAAGUGGAGAAAUUUGCCAUCAAUGACAAGCAGGUUGUGCUCUGCACAUCAGUGGAUGUCUCCAGUGAUUAUAGCCAGGUGGAAAGUGUUUUAAAACAGGCACAAGAGAAGCUGGGGCCUGUUGAUAUGCUUGUGAACUGUGCCGGAACAUCCAUCUCUGGAAAGUUUGAGGAAGUGGAGGUGGACCGUUUUAAAAAACUGAUGGAGGUGAACUACCUAGGCAGCGUUUACCCAACACGGGCCGUCAUAACAACCAUGAAGGAGAGAAGAAUGGGCCGCAUCAUGUUCGUGUCCUCCCAGGCGGGCCAGAUCGGCAUGUUUGGAUACACCGCCUACUCCCCCUCCAAGUUUGCCCUGCGUGGCUUAGCUGAGUCGCUGCAGAUGGAGAUAAAGCCGUACAAUAUCUAUGUGACUGUGGCCUUCCCCCCUGACACUGACACUCCAGGGUUUGCUGAGGAAAAUAAGUCAAAGCCUCUAGAAACUAAAUUAAUCUCCGAAACAGCCGGAGUGUGUCAACCAGACCAGGUGGCCAAAAUCAUUGUGCGCGAUGCAGUUCAGGGGAACUUCAACAGCUCCGUGGGACCCGACGGUUACAUGCUAUCAGCCCUCACCUGUGGGAUGUCGCCCGUCACCUCCAUCACAGAAGGUCUUCAACAGAUUGUUACCAUGGGAUUAUUUCGGACCAUCGCCCUCUUCUACCUGGGGAGUUUCGACAGCAUUGUGCGCCGCUGCAUGAUUCAGAGAGAGCAGCUAAAAGCAGCUGACAAGACGGAGUGACAGCAGCCGUACCUGCUUCACAGCCCAGUGCUCCUCUUCUUCCUCCUCCUCCUCCUCCUCCUCCACACCCCCAUCCCAUCCCUUCAUCCAGCUGUUCAAGUGCCCAACCGUAGUUGGGGAAUAUGCCAGGCUUUGAGUGCAUUUCUGAUAACAUCAUAACAGACAGGAUGAAAGAAAUGGCAGAUGUUUACUCUUUGCUUGUCCUCCAUUGACUUCACAGCCAUUUCUUUCUAUCCUUUCAGAGCAUUCCAGUGACUUUUCCGUUUAAUGUGUCCACCUGCUUCUUUCAGUCGGAGCAGCCUUACUUUGUGUGUGUGUUUGUGGGGGAGGGGGGGGCACACAGACUAAACAUCCCACAGCCUGCUUUUAAAAUACAUAUGGGCUUUGUGAGCAACUUUCAUUUCAGACACCAGGCCUCCCUGCCUCUACUUGCACAGUGUUUAUAUUUCCCCUCACAGAGAGGCUAAACGGCAGAUAGCUUGUUGGGCUAAAUAUGGCUUGAAAUUCCUUCCCACCAUGGGGCCAUAGAGAAAAUCUGAAUGGUAACUCUCACCUUUUUGCCAUUUUGUUACAUGUACUUAAAAACCGGGACCACCCUGUAAGAAUUUCACUAUCUUCAAUGAAAAACUUCCUCAAUCUCAACCUUUGUUGUACCACAAGUCUUUGCAGGCAAAGCACCUUCCGUCUUCGCCGAGUGUUUUUGUUUAGUGCUCUGCAUCUCAACCAGACAAAGAUUUGAUGACAAAAGUACACUAAUCUUAAAUCAGAGAGAGCGAGAGAGAAAGUGAAAGCAUUUGUAGGUUUUGAUUGUUAUUAAAUAUUACUAAUGCAAAAACACAAUUUCCCCAAAAUGUUUAGAUGUGGUGUUGGGCAGAAUUUGUGUGUAUUUUUGUGUGCAUACAUGUGUGUGUUUGUGUGUUCAUGUUUGCUGUGACUGAGCCAACCCCUGGUGAGAGAAAAGCCAUUCAAUAUUAUGGUCUCGGGAUUAAACACCAAAUUAUUUUCUGCUCAUCCCAUCUUAUUUCUUUGAGAAAGGAGAGCAGGUACUGGCUGUUGAAGACAUGUAUUAAAUAUGGGGGGGGGGGGGGGGGGAGGAGGGAGAUGACAGCUCAGGUGAUUUAACUCUUCAUCUGUGCAUGUGAUCGAAUUCAGCACACCUUUUUUUCUUUCUUCCUUAAUUGUGUGAAAGGAAGCGUAUCAUUUCCACAUGCAGUCUUUGGUGUCUGUGCACAUAUUCAGCCACCCCAGUCAAAGAUCCGAGUUGGAUCCAUUAACUGUGGGGUGGUGCAAGUCAGGGCAGGGCCAUGAGGGCACGACUCGCUGGUUCGAGUCAUGUCCCUUCGAGUCUAUUGAGGGCGCUAGAGAUUUGUUUUACAUAGAGGUCAAAAUAGAAAAGGGACUAGCAUGAAAAGUGGGAUCCUCGUCCUUCUGAUUUUCGACCUGCUAUCACUCUGUCAUGCACACUCUGGACUUUGUUACUCCCUGAAUAACAAUACCCAUUCCCUCCGGGUUUCUGUCAAACCUUUGGAAAAAUCUUGUACUUAUCACAUGACCUUCUUACUAUUUUGCGUCUUAAUUUGGUCCAUCACAAACGGGGAGAAUGUACUUUAAUACAGAGCAUACAAAUCAGAACAUAGUAAUAUUAUUUUUAAAUGCACCACUAUCUGAAUGCCAAAAUGUGUGAAGACAAUUUUUGAGAUUUAUUACCAUGCUGCUGCUCUGUUGAUCUUCAGAGUUAGUCUGUGAGAGACGUGGAGCAGCGUGGGAACCCAUUCUAAGCCUUAAAGACGUGACUACUGAUGAAGCUAGAGCUAUACGAAUGGCAUGUCCACAGAACAAUGUGGCUUAACCCACAUGUGGUUUACCAGUUCAUUUAAUGACUCUUCAGUGUUUUGUGUUGUCUAUUUUUGUCAACUUCCAGGCUUUGUAUGACAAAAAUAAGCCUUGGUGAAAUCCAAGAAAUGAAAGUGAGAAUGGAUGACCCAUGUUUGAUGAUGUUCUCAUUUGACUUUGGUUUAAAGGCAUACUGUCCUGCACUUCAUAAUCUUAACUUUAUUUGCUUUCAGAAGUUCUCUUUUUCCUUAAGGUAGCAGCACGUAGUUGAUGGAACAUGUAGCCCAUGUAAAAAGCAGUUUUGUUUAACACGUUUUUAAGCUAUGCAAGUGAAGCCUAUGCUUACGAUAUGUUCAAACAUAUAGUCCACAUUUCAGUUGUCUAACAGCCACUAACAUCCUCUGUUUAACGGUGUCAUCAUUAGAUCACUGAGUAUUGAACAUGAAAGUCAUGAUGCACUCUUGUUUCAUUCUUCUUUGUUGCUUUUUUAAUUUUGUUUUUGCCAAAACAAAUGCUUAACACCUUCACCUUGUGUGCCAUUGAAAGAAAAUGUGAGAAGUGAACGUGUCUCUGUCUUAAUUUCUUUCAUAAUAAACAAAAUAAAUACCUGUGAAGAGAAAUCAAA